AUGCUGCUCUACACAGCUUGGUCUGGGUUCAGUGUCCCUCAGGCACCAAUUAUAGGGGACGUGGAGGGUGGUGAACUGGAAGCUGUCGCGUGUUUUGUUGCCUCCUUUUUCGUCUUUAAGGAAGAGGAUUCGGUUUUUUUACCGUGUGAUGUUGCUAUUACCUCUAGUAUUGACUGGGGGAACCUGGAAAAUGAUCCAGAGCAAAGGAGACAAUUGGUCAAUGAAUUCAUGGAUACCACGAAAGAAUAUCUUCAAAUUUUAGAACAAAUUAAAAAUGACUCUGGACUGAACUUCCUCUCCAUUCCAUCAAAGGGUGACAAAGAUCUCAUAGAAAGUAUUGAUGAAAAUUGCGCUGAUUUGAAAAGUAAACUUAUAAAUUUGAAGAGCGUAAAUUUGGUGUAG
This is a messenger RNA of Rodentolepis nana, 402 nucleotides long. NCBI's taxonomy places the organism in Eukaryota, Metazoa, Platyhelminthes, Cestoda, Cyclophyllidea, Hymenolepididae. The record is from the annotation of a GenBank genome assembly.